Messenger RNA from Hypomesus transpacificus, 3017 nucleotides. It is a transcript of the gene vps51, whose product is annotated as VPS51 subunit of GARP complex. The coding region runs from base 173 to 2665 and encodes 830 amino acids. The transcript has 12 exons. NCBI's taxonomy places the organism in Eukaryota, Metazoa, Chordata, Actinopteri, Osmeriformes, Osmeridae. The record is from RefSeq and is a predicted model, not a curated record. Gene Ontology annotation, biological process: endocytic recycling; retrograde transport, endosome to Golgi; Golgi organization. Gene Ontology annotation, cellular component: EARP complex; membrane; GARP complex.
CAGAAAUACAGACAAUGUUUACACUAGUCGUGGUAGCUAGCUCUGCCGGAUGCUCGAUUUGAUGAUGUGGUAGCUUUCCUGAGCAGGCUAGCCGGGUGGUAGCGAGCUGUCAGUUGAAUCCACUACUUUUUCGGGAUUCAUAUCUAAUAGUACACACCGACAGUCUGUCAACAUGGACAAAGAUACAGGUUCUGCAGCUACGAGCUCUCCUGACUCCGACGCAGCGCGGAAGCGCAAAGUGCACGGCAUGCUGAAGCUUUAUUACGGUCUGAAUGAGGAAGGAAAGACCGUGGAUCAAGCUGAGUCGCUAGAUCCUUGCGAUAUAAACGGGCCACAUUUUGAUCCUGAUGUGUAUCUCAACAAGCUGAGGAGAGAAUGUUCUCUUGGGGAGUUGAUGGAUCAGGAGACCUGUAUGGUCAAGCAGAUCCGCUCCUUGGACAGUGACAUGCAAACUCUGGUGUAUGAGAACUACAACAAGUUCAUAUCUGCUACUGACACCAUCAGAAAAAUGAAGAAUGAUUUCAAGAAGAUGGAAGACGAGAUGGACUGCCUCACCACCAACAUGGCCGCCAUCACAGAGUUCAGUGCCCGCAUCAGUGGGACUCUUCAGGAUCAGCACGCUCAGAUCACCAAACUGUCAGGGGUGCACACCCUCCUGAGGAAGCUGCAGUUCUUGUUCGAGCUCCCGGCCAGGCUGAACAAGUGUCUGGAGAUGCAGGCCUACUCCCAGGCCGUGAGCUCCCACCGUCGAGCCCGCUGCGUCCUGCAGCAGUACAGCCACAUGCCCUCCUUCAGGGGCAUACAGGACGACUGCCACGACAUCAUGGACAAGCUGGCGCUGGAGCUAAGGCAGAAGUUCAGGGACGGAGGCUCCAGUUCCAAGGACCUGUCUGAGUGCGUGGAGCUCCUGCUGCAGCUGGACGAGCCGGCCGAGGAGCUCUGCGACAAGUUCCUGAGCCACGCCCAGUCACGGCUGGAAGCAGACCUCCUGGGGCUGGAGGCGGAGCUGGUCCAGCCUCCCCCCCCUUCCGCCGCCGCCGUGGCCGAACCCCCUGCCGUGUCCUCUCACAGGUCUCCCUCCGGCGCCUCCCCGAGAGCCAGCGCCCUGCCCUCUCCCAGCUCCCGGACGGACAUUUUAGAAUUCAUUGACCGAGGUUGCAACGAGUUUGUCAGCAGUCUGUGCCUGGUGAUCGCGUCUUACCAGGAGCUGUUCGUCAACCGGCCAGAAGAGGGCGACCUCGUGUCCCAAAACAUCCCCGGGAUGGCCAACGGCAAGCUGCAUACUUUCGUAGACAACCUGGCCUCCCGCUACUUCUCCCUGGUGGAGCGUAGGAUCCAGGAGGAGAGAGGGGUCGGGGAUAACUCCCUGCUGGUCCGCGCUCUGGACCGCUUCCACCGCCGGCUCCAGGCCGUGACCAAGCUCCUCCCCGGGUCCGCGGUGCCGAGCCAGGGGACGGAGAUCGUGGUGCGGGCGGCCAGGGAGCGGAUCAAGCAGUACCUCGCGGCCCUCCAGAGCUUCUACCUGGACAGCCUGACUGACGUGAGGCAGGCCCUGGCGGCACCUCGGCUCUCUGUGGGCGGGGCCUCGGGGGUGGGGGGCCACGGGGGGUCAUCCAUGGGGAAAGACAACCCCACCAGCCUGCCAGAGCUGCUCUCCUCCCUGUCCGCCUCCAUUCUCAACCAGAUCAAGUCUGUGUUGGCGUCUGUGCACCUUUUCACGGCAAAGGACAUUACCUUCUCGAACAAGCCUUACUUCAAGGGGGAGUUCUGCAGCCAGGGGGUGCGAGAGAGCCUCGUGGUCAGCUUCAUCAAGUUUGUGUGUCAGUCGUCCCGCCAGUUCUGUGAGAGCGCGGGGGACAGGGGGGGGUCCACGCCCCCCGCCCUUCUCUUGCUCCUGUCCCGUCUCUGCCUGGACUACGAGACCUCCACCAUCUCCUACAUCCUCACCCUCACGGACGAGCAGUUCCUCGUGCAGCAUCAUAGUCCUGUAACCGCGGUAACAGCUUUGUGUUCAGAGGCUCGCGAGGCAGCACAGAAACUGCUGAAUCAUUACGUCAAGGUUCAGGGUCUGAUCAUCUCUCAGAUGCUGAGGAAGAGUGUGGAGACGAGGGACUGGGUCAACACCAUCGAGCCCCGGAACGUGCGAGCGGUGAUGAAGAGGGUGGUGGAGGACACCACGUCCAUCGACGUGCAGGUGGGCCUGCUGUAUGAGGAGGGUGUGAGGAAGGCCCACAGUAGUGACUCCAGCAAGAGGACCUUCUCUGUGUACAGCAGCUCCAGACAGCAAGCCCGCUACGCUCCCAGUUACACGCCCAGUGCACCCAUGGAUACCAAUCUCCUGAGCAACAUACACAAGCUGUUCUCAGAAAGGAUUGAUAUCUUCAGCCCGGUAGAGUUUAACAAGGUUUCAGUGUUGACGGGAAUCAUCAAGAUUAGCCUGAAGACUUUCCUGGAGUGCGUCCGUCUGCGCACCUUCGGUCGCUACGGCCUGCAGCAGAUCCAGGUGGACUGCCACUACCUGCAGAUGUACCUGUGGCGCUUUGUCUCAGACGAGAACCUGGUCCACUUCCUCCUGGACGAGAUCGUGGCCAGCACCGCCCACCGCGGCCUCGACCCCGCCCCCAUGGAGCAGAGCGUCAUCGAGGUCAUCUGUGAGAGGGGUUAAAGGUCGAAGGGCAAGAGAGGCCUUGUCUUGAGUGGUGAAGACUGUGUUAUACACUGGCUGCUAUUCAGAAAGGUUUUGUGUGGAUGUUAUGUUUUAGGACACUCUUGAAUGUUGGGACAGGGAGGCAAGUUAUGGAGGUGGUGCUAUAUUUGAAUAGUAUGAAUGAUUUGUGAAAAGUUCUAUUAAAUCAAAACUGACAAAAAAAGAGUUAUCUCUUCCUCAUGUAUGCUCUUAAUCAUUCCACUUUGUUCUGUUUUCAUUUUUCACUGAUCCUGCUGGCAAAAUAAUGAUUAUUGAUGAAAUGAUUAUGCUUUUCUGUGUGUGUACUCAAUAAAGUAGGCCUAUCUGACAA